AUGCUCGCAAACGAUAAGAAGUGUACACCACAGGACGUUUUAAAGUUCAAUAAACCAACGGAAGGAUUUUUAUGUCCCCUUAACGCUAACACCGUUGGAAUUCAAUUUCUCGAGUUUAAAAUCCGAAACUGUGAUUCUGGAGAAGUGUUGUUCCAUACCUCGGCUGAGGAAACAGCAAAGGAAUUGAUGAAGCAAGGAUCAAAUUUAGAUGAGGAUUCACUCCGUUCAAUUAAUUACAAAUUUGAUAGAUCGAUGCUGAGAUCAAAAGGAAUCGGUACAACUUUGGUGUUCAAAGUUGGACCAAAACCAGUGAAAAAUUUCAGAAUGAUUGAAAGACACUACUUCAAGGACAGACUUCUCAAGGGAUUUGAUUUUAACUUCAAAUUUUGUAUUCCCAACAGCCAAAACACAUGGGAAUGUAUCUACUCUAUGCCUGAAUUGACAGAAGAAGAGAUUAAGGAAAUUGAAAACAGUCCUUAUCAAGUCAAGUCAGACUCUUUCUAUUUUGUGAACGAUGACGAAAUGAUCAUGCACAACAAGGCUGCAUAUGCCUAUGUUGACACAAAGAAAAACUAG
This is a messenger RNA of Naegleria lovaniensis, 576 nucleotides long. RefSeq lists its product as uncharacterized. The record is from RefSeq and is a predicted model, not a curated record. Gene Ontology annotation, biological process: lipoprotein transport; cilium assembly. Gene Ontology annotation, cellular component: cilium. Lineage: Eukaryota; Heterolobosea; Eutetramitea; Acrasida; Naegleriidae. Gene Ontology annotation, molecular function: lipid binding. The coding region runs from base 1 to 576 and encodes 191 amino acids. The transcript has 4 exons.